Molecule: messenger RNA, 642 nt
Organism: Caenorhabditis elegans
Lineage: Eukaryota; Metazoa; Nematoda; Chromadorea; Rhabditida; Rhabditidae
Gene: Y62H9A.16
Product: Transposase_23 domain-containing protein
Exons: 8
Coding region: 154-642 (162 amino acids)
Source: RefSeq, marked reviewed
GCAACCCAAAGCUCGUCUAAACAACAUCAAAAGGUUGCAUCAAGUACAACUAAUCCCGUUUAUAAUAACAGUUCUGAAGAAAAAACACAUUCGGCGGAGAAUCAAGAUAAUAUAGAAUAUGGCGUGAAAACGGAACCACCCGAGAAUCAGCCCAUGCCAACUGAAUCAAACAAUCAAACUCAAAGUGAUGAUGGUGAAACAACUGGUGAACAAAAAGACGUCAAAAUAGAAUCGUUAUCAGAAUCAUGUGGAAAUGUGCUGUCAUCAAACUACGAUGAAAUUAAUGAAGUUCCACGUUUCUCCGAUAAUCCAGUUUUUGGACAUCUGAAUCUUCCGGAAGUGACGAUCUAUGACGCUGUUUUUCAUUCGUUGUCGAAUGUUCAAACCACCGAGAGCUACACACUUCCAAGAGAACUUAGAACAUGGCCAGGAGGAAGAAUUGGAUAUGCUCUCUCAAAAAAUGCUGAAAAGGUUUUGGAACUAGGUUUUCAGGAGUUCGUGCUUCCUAGCUGGAUCUUUGACAGCAACCAUUCCGACGGUGAUACCGACGAUGACAAAGUUAGGAAAACAGGGAAAAAGUCAGGAAGAUCAAAACAAAAAGCACCAAUGGCGCCGCCAAUCAAAAAGAAAAAGAAGAACUAA